Messenger RNA from Symbiodinium pilosum, 231 nucleotides. NCBI's taxonomy places the organism in Eukaryota, Dinophyceae, Suessiales, Symbiodiniaceae. The record is from the annotation of a GenBank genome assembly.
GCGGCAGAGUCCAUGCGGGGCCCAGUCAGCUUCGAUGAUCUCCUCUGGGCAAGGUGUCUUUUCGACAGCCGCGCAGUGUCCUUGGAAAUCAAGGUCGAUGGACCAGCAAUUCCCGGAGUGCAGCUUCCUGCUCGAGUCGUUUGCUUGGCUCCGGAGGUGGACUUGCUGAAUCACAGCUCCACCGGUGUCUGCGCCCCGCCAUUCUUUGACAACCAGCGGCGCACGCUGAUU